AUGAUUCACGAAUGGCAACGAGUUACUGAGCAUAUGAGGGACACACCCAGAAAAAAAGAUAGCGUUGGACAUCGAAUGAGUGAGGUCCUUUCCGAAGUUGGACCAGCAAUUCUGAUAUCGUGUUUGACCAACGUUUUCGCUGACGCUGUUGGUUCGUUCACCUCAUCACCGGAGAUUACCCUGCUCUGUACUGGCAACAUGCUGUCCAUGUGUGUUGCCUUCGUCUACCAGAUGACAUUCUACGCCGGCUUAAUGACCCUUGUGGGAAGGCGUGAAAUCGGUGAAGAUAACGAGGAAAAGAACCGAACAGCGAUAAGCAUCGCCGAAAAUCGCGUGAACAUUGCCAAACAUCAUCGGACACUUACGGUAAGCCUAAGUUUAACAAACAGUUCCAGAACUAAGAUCUGCAACAUUGAUAAGCACUCAAGCGUAGGCAAUAGCUAG
Molecule: messenger RNA, 444 nt
Organism: Haemonchus placei
Lineage: Eukaryota; Metazoa; Nematoda; Chromadorea; Rhabditida; Trichostrongylidae
Source: the annotation of a GenBank genome assembly